This is a messenger RNA of Fomitiporia mediterranea MF3/22, 3328 nucleotides long. RefSeq lists its product as uncharacterized. Gene Ontology annotation, molecular function: ubiquitin binding. Bases 46 to 3087 code for a protein of 1013 amino acids. The transcript has 6 exons. The record is from RefSeq and is a predicted model, not a curated record. Gene Ontology annotation, cellular component: nucleus; cytoplasm. Lineage: Eukaryota; Fungi; Basidiomycota; Agaricomycetes; Hymenochaetales; Hymenochaetaceae.
CUCCCCUUCCUCAUCAUCUCAUCCAGCUCACCUCUGUCGACCAGAAUGUCCUUCAAGUCCUCAAACCAUCGUCGCGUACAAGACCAAGCAGCCGCGCCUGGCGAGCGUGGCAAUCCCAGGAUUCGCCAACUUCAGGAAAUGUUUCCGUCGUGGUCGGACGACGACCUCAAGUCGGUGCUUGCGGAAGUGAACUACGACGUUGAACUCGCAGUUGUCCGCAUCAGCGAAGGUCACGCGGAACAAUGGGGUGCGGUCAGUCGUAAAAAGGACAAACGCGCAACGGCCGGCUCUCCAGCACCUUCCAGUGGAGACAGAGGAGGCUCUCGUGGGACUCGAGGAGGACGCGGGGCUUCUCGUGGAGGGCGAGGUGGCGGAGGUCGCGGUGCUGGCCGAGGCGGUCAUCGCGAGGCGAACGGGCGUCAUGCGUCUUCUCCCGCCCCGCAGUCAUCUUCGACUUGGACACAGGAGUCAUCGACGCCUGUUGCUGGGACGGACGAUGCUUCGGCCGCAAGUGAAUGGGCGACAGCGAAUGGUGCUUCCGACCAAAACGCUGUUUCGGGACAGGGCGAUGCCGGUGAUUCGACGGUGUCUGUUGCUGCUUCUUCCUCGACACUACCGAAGGCCAAAACAGAUACAACUCCUAGUGCAUGGGGAAAUGGUACUCCGGCACCAUCCACCGAGUUGAAGCCUCAAGCAUUGUCGCCUACCCCUACUCAAGCUGCCAAACUUGCGAGUAAGACACCAGCUACUUCAAAAAUGUCAUGGGCACAGGUUGCAAGAGCGCAAGAAAAGCCAAAGGCUACUCCACCUCCACCUGCCCCUGCACCCGCUUCGGUUCCUGCAGCUGUACCUGCGUCAGCUCCAGAGCCAGUCCCCGCUGCUCCUGAGCCAGAGCAGAAAGUAGAACCAGAAGCCGAUGGUUGGGAAGAGCCAACGACCGUGCAAGCUCCGCCGUGGGAGGAUGAACCUCCGGCUCAGCCAACGGUAAAGGCAACGUCAGACGGGUGGAUUACCUCUGUCACAGAGAAAACUGAGAUUCGACACGAGCCUGCUCCGGAGGAAGCCCAACCAACCCCUUCCAACCAGCCCGAACCGGAAUCGGAACGAGUAACUACAGCUUCGGCUUUCCCAGCACAACUUGGGCUGCAGCAAAAGGCUGAACCGUCGGUUGUACCUCCUGUAAAGCCUUCGACUCCUGUCAGCUACGCACGUUCUUUAAAUUCGCGUGCUGGUCACCGCCCAAAGGUGACAGACCAAGCUGUUGUCAUGCCUUCUUCAUUUGGCUCUUCGGUUGAGAAGUUAGGCAUGCAAUUUGGAAGUGUAAACCUGGGUGGGGAGGAUGUCGAACCUAAUGCGUUGGAGCCUCCUACUCCUGAGCCACCUGUUGCCGCUCCCGUUGCGUCUGAGCCUGCGCGCGAACCCCAGCCUCCAACAACACAUGCACCACCUCCGGAGCCUGCACCGGCUGCAAGCACUCAAACACCCCUUACCUCUACUCAAAGCCUUUUCCAACACACUCUUACCCAACACAGCCAGCCCCAGCAACCACAACCGCAGGUACAGGCACAGAUUCACUCAGCCUUACAGAGUGCACAGCAGACCCCUCCCUCAUUACUCCCUACUCAACCUUCUACUCAAUCCGUCAUCCCUUCUCAGACGUCGACCUCCACUGCCACUUCAACCCCACUCACCUCAUUCUCUGCUCAGCAGGCAACGCCUUCUUCGCAAUCAUCCGUUUCCCCUUAUCAGCAAAGUUCUGCUCAACAGCAGACUCAGGCUCCCCAACCCCAGGCACCUGCGACGCAGAAUCACUUGCAGCAACAGCAACAAUCCUCACUUCAUCAAUUUUCGCAUUUCCCUUCACAUCUUGAACAAGCUGCAAGUCAACCAUCACCACCCCAAGCGCCACAGCAACAGCAGACACAGCAGUCGGCACUUCACCAGGGUAUUGGCAGCCAUGGGUCAUAUUAUCGUCAGCCGGAGCAGAAUUUCCAUCAUGCACCAACCCCACCUGCGGGUCAGGCACAGGACACGCAGUAUGGUUCGUUUGCACCGCUUAGCCAACAGCUUGGUUACCAGACGCAAGCUUCGCAUUUAAGUGGAUUCAAUUCAGACCAUUUCGGGUACAAUGAUGGAGCAAGAGGAUUUUAUGAAUCGUAUGGUCCGCAGUCCGGCUUCAGUGGGCGGAAUGCGCUUGGUCAUGACGAUGUUGGGAAGUCUCUCCCAGGUAGUCAACAAUCCUCGCAAUCUGGUGCUGGUUUGCCCCAGUCUGCAGCACAGUCGACCCAGCAGCAGGCGUCUCAGCAGCCGCAGACUGGGACUCAGCCUCAGGGUCCUGCUGCAGGUCAACCUCAGCAAGGUUACCCAAUGCCGUUCUACUACAACAUGUACCAACCAGGCCAGUAUUACGGUACACCUUACGGCUCUGGUUAUGGGCUUGGUCAAUAUGCAAACAGAUAUCCUCAGCAGCAGCCUCCUUUGUUCCAACCUGCGAAUCCCACGUCUGCGUCUCCAGCGAAUGCGAAGGGUCCAAACUCGGUUCAGCCUCAGUCAAAUCCAUAUGCGCCGGGUCUAUAUGGACAGCAGCAGCACGCUUCAUCCGCAUACGAUGAUGGGUAUGGACACCAUAACCAACUAGGACCUCAGCACAACCAGGGACUUCCUACAAACGAAUAUGGCAAACAGCUAUACGGCGGACAAAGUAUUCAGAGUUUCAUGGGCCAGUCUUCAAGUCCUGCCGCACAACUAGGUCCAAGAGGUACUGGAAACAGUGCCUCCCCAGAAAACUCGUAUAAGCCAUAUGGUCCAGGCUCUGGAGUUAAUGCAAAGGAUGUUGGUGGUGCACCAGGUAUGGGUAGCUCCGGUAUCGCUGGAGGCCAAGGUGCACUAGGUCAAGGUGGACGCGGUGUGCAGCAGCCACAGCAUUCGCAGUUCUACGGUGCAAACCGCUUCUCCGCGAACCCAAACGCGGGUGGUCCCCCUGGCCAACAAAAUCAGCAGCAACAAACUCAAGGCUAUCCACAAGGAGCUGAUAGUUCUUUCUACUACCAGCGCCCGUCCCAAAAUGGUCCACAAUACUGGGGUUGAGCAAGGACUGAUGUGAAUUGACCCCAUCUCGCGAGUCUCUUCCCUUUUUGCAAUUUUAUUUCCUGUUUCAUAUGCGCAUACUUUUUCGUGAUAACAAGCCCUAGUCAACGUCUCCCAUUUUCUGAUACUUAUCGCCUGCUGAUUCGAGCUUGAGUAUAUGUGUCAUCCUAUUUCGUGCAUACUUUUCUUUCCCCCUUUUCUGACUCUUAUAUUCUCUUUUCUUCUCUUCUCUGUCCUUGUC